Messenger RNA from Cottoperca gobio, 2150 nucleotides. Its product is annotated as E3 ubiquitin-protein ligase RNF126-like. The coding region runs from base 79 to 1035 and encodes 318 amino acids. The transcript is spliced from 9 exons. Gene Ontology annotation, molecular function: ubiquitin protein ligase activity. The record is from RefSeq and is a predicted model, not a curated record. Gene Ontology annotation, cellular component: cytoplasm. Gene Ontology annotation, biological process: protein ubiquitination. Lineage: Eukaryota; Metazoa; Chordata; Actinopteri; Perciformes; Bovichtidae.
UUUCUAGGUCCAUCAACAUUGACCUUUUCGGUGCUCCGUAGUCCUUCCUCCUCCUCUCUACCUGUUUAGUGGUUAAAGAUGGCGGAAGCUCCUCCAUGGCCCAGCCGGUUCUUCUGUCACAGAUGCUCCGCAGAGAUUAGUCCCCGUCUUCCCGAGUACACAUGUCCAAGAUGUGAUUCAGGGUUUAUUGAGGAACUUCUGGAGGAGAGAAGUGCUGACAAUGGCUCCAUGUCUAACAUCUCCAGCGGGCCCCAGAACCAGCAACCAUUUGAGAACGUGGACCAGCACAUGUUUACGUUCCCUUCGGGCUAUGGCCAGUUUGCGCUCGGUGUCUUUGACGACCGCUUCGACUUUGGAGCUGGACUGGGAACGGAGGAUAACAGGGAUGCUGAAAACAGGCGAGAAAGGGAAACGGCAUCACGGCAACGAUAUGGUGCCAGGCAACCGAGAAGUCGUCAUGGUUCAAGGCGACAAGUAGGGAGGCCUGAGGGAGUGCCCACUUUAGAGGGAAUCAUUCAGCAACUAGUGAAUGGAAUAAUUGCCCCCACUGCAAUGCCAAAUAUUGGCGUUGGACCCUGGGGUGUUCUUCACUCAAAUCCUAUGGAUUAUGCCUGGGGUGCUAAUGGACUAGAUGCAAUCAUAACUCAGUUAUUAAACCAGUUUGAGAACACAGGACCUCCACCUGCUGAUAGGGAUAAAAUAAAAACUCUUCCUACAGUACAUGUUACAGAGGAGCACGUUGCUUCAGGACUGGAAUGUCCAGUGUGUAAAGAUGAUUACAGUGCUGGAGAAGUUGUGAGGCAGCUCCCGUGCAAUCACAUGUUCCACAAUGAUUGCAUAGUCCCCUGGCUGGAACAGCAUGACACUUGUCCAGUGUGCAGGAAAAGCUUGAGUGGACAGAACACAGCAACAAACCCUCCAGAACUAUCAGGGAUGAACUUUACCUCUUCCUCUUCCUCCUCUGCCUCUUCAUCUUCCUCUACCCCUCAGUCCUCAAGUUCGACCAGCAAUGAGAACUCCACUGAUAAUUCAUAGAGGACCGUGUGUCCUGAUCACCCUAUGAGCUGUUUAUAGCUCCUAGGCUGCUGUACUUCAGAGCGGUGACCUCCAGUCUCUCCCUGCUGUAGGGCAGAGACCAGAGUGCAGUGGCCAGGAGCACUCGCGCCUGAUUCAGGGGUAAGUGAUACGUGAGGUCCGUGUAUUUCUGCCUGCCCUGUUGCUCCCACCUUGAUCAGGGAUCUGAACAAAGGAAGGACGGAGGCCUGGAGUGCAGCUUCUAUCAGGGAGGAUGUGGGGAAGCGUGGAAACUUCAAGAGGCUGGAUCCACCUGAAUCACCUCACACAGGAAGAGAAAACAAAGGGAUUCAAAGAUGGAAGACUCGGGACAACGAGACAUUGGCCGUUUUUGUUUUAUCUCCAGACUUGUAUGAUUUAAAAUUACCCACUUUUACCAAUGAAGCAAAAAUAAAUGUACAGUUAUUCCUUUUUAUAAGUAGCAUUCAUAUCUCUCUGAUGAAAUGACCCAAAGUGCACUGUAGUGCACUGUUAAAGUGUGCACUUGGUUUAGAAUAAUACAUUUGAUUCCUUUCAUUCUAAAAAUAAAAUAGUUUAUAAAAUGAUUUUAUUAUUGAGAUCCACUUACAGAUUACCCGACACCACACGGGUACCAUUGUUUGCACUUAAAAUGAUGCGUCACAUUGCUGUAAUUUUGUGCUGUUUGGAUAAUGAUGUGGAUAAACAUUACUAAAUGACACGUAUAAGGAUUUUGUUGUUAUCUGCAGGCCUAAAAUACUUAGAAACAUUUCAGUGAAUUUGUGCAUUUUAACUUUAAGGUAAAUUAAAAAUAUUUUCUAAAGUUGCCGGUUGAGAAACUAUUGAUUUUCAGUAUGAUCGUGUCAAAACAAUAAUUGAUAAUGAAAAUAAAGCUGUUUGGGUGCUACCACUCAAAGUUCAUGUAAAAUGAUUCUCUCUCUGUAUGUAUGUGUGUGUAUGUAUGUGUGUGUGUGUGUGUGUGUAUGUAAUUUAUUUUUGAAUGUCUAAUAAUGAGCAUCGGUAGCAAAAUGGAAGACAUGCACGGUAAAAGAACAGUGAAUAUAUACAUGUUUUAUUUGUAUGUAAACCAGCACUGGGACCGUUUGCUGCAUUUAGUG